GAGAGCCUUUACAUCCCUGCUACCCCGGGUAGAGAUUGUCUUGGAGAGAAAUAGCUGUCUGGUAGAAUUGCCCCUUCUUCCCCCUCCCACCUCAGCUCUGGUGCAAUAGGAGCUUGCAGCGAUAGUGCGCACCCGAGUGGCCGCUAGGAGCCAGGAGGCCGCGGCGUCACUGGGUCCGGACCUUGUGAUCGCCCAGCAGUAACUGUUCCCUCUCCCCGCCACUGCGUGUUCGCGCGGCGUGUUUACUUCUGGUACCCGGGUCCCCUCCUCUGUGUCAUCUCCCUGCAUUCUGGUCCUCUGGUCUCCAUGGAGCAGCUGCUGCGCGCCGAGCUGCGCACCAAGACACUGCGGGCCUUUGGGAGCUCAGGGGCCGGCUGCAUCAGCGAAGGCCGUGCCUACGACACCGACGCUGGUCCGGUGUUUGUCAAGGUCAACCGCAGGACGCAGGCCCGGCAGAUGUUUGAGGGAGAGAUGGCAAGCCUGGAGGCCCUCCGCAGCACUGGCUUGGUGCGGGUACCUAAGCCCAUGAAGGUGAUUGACCUGCCAGGAGGUGGGGCUGUUUUCGUGAUGGAAUAUUUGAAGAUGAAGAGCCUGAGCAGCCAGGCAUCAAAGCUCGGGGACCAGAUGGCAGAUUUGCACCUUUACAACCAGAAGCUCAGGGAGAAGGCCAAGGCCCGGGAGAACACAGUGGGUCAGUUCAGUUCACCCUGGGCCUAACUCAUCAGCUCUCUUAGAUGGGUCUUCUUGCUGCUUCUUGGUGGUAUUUUAAUAAUGAGUUGAGUGGUAUAGCAUCUCCCUUUAUAGCUCAUCAAACAACUUUUU
Molecule: messenger RNA, 822 nt
Organism: Microtus ochrogaster (prairie vole)
Lineage: Eukaryota; Metazoa; Chordata; Mammalia; Rodentia; Cricetidae
Gene: Fn3k
Product: fructosamine-3-kinase
Exons: 3
Coding region: 307-717 (136 amino acids)
Biological process (GO): fructosamine metabolic process
Source: RefSeq, a predicted model, not a curated record